Molecule: messenger RNA, 2111 nt
Organism: Porites lobata
Lineage: Eukaryota; Metazoa; Cnidaria; Anthozoa; Scleractinia; Poritidae
Source: the annotation of a GenBank genome assembly
CUAGUAGAGACCUCCAGCACUAGCAGACUAAACAAAGCACAACUUGUUGGCACACAUGACGGGCGAGUAAUUGUUCUUGUGUAUGACUGCAGUUCGUUUCUCGGGCAAUACUUCAAAAAGUUGCCGAACAUUCAAAAGUUUCAUCAUUUUCGGUUUUCAAACGAAAACCCUGGCAAGGUCUUCUACAAAGAAUUUGUUUCUAGUCCAGAACAGUCGUUUAUGUUGUUGAAGAAUAAUGCUAUUCUUCCGCCACCUUCUAUCCUUCCUGACAUAGUCAAUCCAGAUGGACUGACUGAGGAACGCAGGAACUAUCUUUUCCGCGAAAUCAGACAGUUUUGUAAACCUGGAACGGAAGAUAUUGUAGCUCCGGCUCCACGAAAUUAAGUCACAACAGCUCAUGCAGGAAAACAACAGAACAGUUCGAUUUCUUUAUCUUCCUGUUUGCAUUAUUUACAUGUCUCGCAGUAAAAAAGGUUAAACUUAGGAAAUGGAUUAUUCAUUGAAUGUUGUAUUUGAACGGUUUUACGAAUUAGUGUUUGUUGUAUUAAUAGACUUAAUAUUUCUUUGCAUACGAACGAAGACAUGUAAAUAGGUUUUCAGUGGUAUUUAUAAUAAAAAUUGGAGUUCCAUUUCUGUUAUCAUGGUUUCCUGCUUGAAAGAGGUUUAUUGCAUACUUGACACUUUUCACAGCAAACAUGUAUCAAAUGUUGAUUAGAGACUUAGGACAGAAUAGAAUACAAAGCCUCUAUUUUAACACGAUAAGUGUUUAAGCCACAAGUUUGUGGGGUCGUGUAUAAAAUAAAAGAAAAACGUAAUGACAAAAACUAACGCUGAAACUGCUCCAGUGUAAGCAAAUACAACUUUCUCACUUGUCAGGCUCAAACCUUCUCUUCGACUAUUUUUCGUUUUCGAAACGUCGUGCGAAUUAAUUUCAUUUGAAGUUUGUGUUACUUCAAGACUCAAAACAAACAAACUGGAAAGUUGCUGCCAUGACUGAAUGCUGUGCCAAAAAUUAACAAGACAAAAAUAGGUUUGUCCAAUGGAAGCGCGUGGAUUUCGAUCCUUUCAUUAUAAAUGGAAACAUUGUAGGGUUUUAAGCAUUCUGAUGUAAAUAUCUGUAACAAUAAAAUCACAUCCCUCCAAUAAACGAGCGGGAUUUUUGAUCCACCUGAUUUUAGCAGCUGGGUAUAAAAGGACUUUGACUUCGUUUCUUGGCACUUGUACCCAAACCCUCUAAGUGUUCAGCGUACGUGAUUUCUCUAAUCGUGCAAUGGCGUUGCGAAAGUUGUGUAAAGACACGAAGAAGCGUCCCCUUAAGGCUUUGUUCUUUUUUCUGGACGAAAAUUUAACUGGGAUAGCACCAACAAGGCUCAUUGUUGAGAAGGACAACAAUCUAACAGAAGGAAUGAAGGUGAAAGUGAAUUGGCAGGGAAAAAGAGUCCACGCUGAAAUAUUGGCCUUGGAUGGUAAGUUUACAUGUCAUAACUUUCUAAAUCGAUUUUAACACAAGUUUACACGUAUUUCGCCACUCGGUUUAUUUCGUGUCUACUUAACUAGGUCUAGGUCCUCAAGGAUGGGUGCUUAAAGUCUAACAGAGUCCGUUGAUCGAUUGAUGGCCGAUCGAAUUUGAAAAACUUUGAAAACCAUCCAUGGCACUACGCUCGUUGUUUAAUCAACUGCCCUCAAAACCAUUUUUAUUGAGUCUAAAUUAAUUUGAUUUAUUGCGCGUGUAGUUGCUGGAACGAAGACUGUAUUGUUCUUUUCUUGCCACACGUAUCGACGCGUAAUGUGUGAACUUAUGUUAAUUCAAGGACUUUUUUUUGGCACAGCACGCUGAUCUUUCAAAGACUUUUUUACUUGGAAAUUUAGAAUACAACUUUAACCUCAACUGUUUGCGCUGUCUUAAGAAAUUCUUUUGGUUGGGGCGACAUGACAGCGGGGCGGAGUGACCGUGAACCGCCACAACCAUGAAAAUUGUUUUGUAGCUGUUGCUUCUGUUUGAUGCUAUAAUCAGUGCCAAUAAUUACUAUCAUUUACACUUACGAUUUGCUAUUUUAGAUGACGAGAGCGUGUUGAAUUCAAAAGACAUCGAGUGGAGCAACGAAAACCUG